Molecule: messenger RNA, 1620 nt
Organism: Drosophila innubila
Lineage: Eukaryota; Metazoa; Arthropoda; Insecta; Diptera; Drosophilidae
Exons: 4
Coding region: 159-1127 (322 amino acids)
Source: RefSeq, a predicted model, not a curated record
UGGGUGUGGCUAAAGUUACGGGGGUUACUUGUUACCCACAUUUAUAGGAAGAUGCGCGCGCAGAGUUCUCUGGGAUUGUGCAUAUGGCAAUUGUAUCCAGUACUCAGUUCAAGGUAGUAUUUCAUCGGUACAGGACGUUAUUGGAUUAAGGUCUUGCAAUGAAUAUAUUAUUGGGAAAUUGUGUUGGAAGUUGCGAUCAAUUGGCAGGUCCACCUCCGGACUUUAUUCUAUCGAUGCCGCCGCCACCGUUGCCAUCAUUUUUGAUAUCAAAGCCAAGGAAUAUUGAUAUCUUGUUGCCCUCAAACGAGUCCCAGCCAUGUUUUGCGGCCUUCAUGUGCGGUCAGAGCCAUCAGAGUAAUGAUAGUGGCAAUGAGUUAAUGGAAUUGGUACGCACCGAUUCCAAGAGUCUGGAGAAUGUCUGGUUUUUCGUAUCAUCCUGUAUUGGCAUCUUUGUGCUUGGUUGUUUUCUCGCCUUAAUUGUCAUCAGAUGCAGAGACACCUUUUUCUCGUAUCACGAUGCAAAUAUUAAGCAGACUGCAAUCAAUGCCUUGGGAGAGGCAACAAAAUCGAAUGCUUUCACUUCAGGCGGAAUACUUUAUCCGUGUGCCACGGCCAACAGUCGGGAUCUGUUGCAGAGUCAGUUGGUCAAUGAUAGUCGUCUGCUUUGGGCCACCUUAACACCACACGGCACACGGCACUUUAUCAUUGAGAACUCCCAGGAUGGACACUACGAGUCCGUUGACUAUCGCAGCAAGGCGCAUAAUCAAGUUUUCCGUGGAUAUGCCAAGCAAUCGCAAUCCUUUGUUAAAUCGUUUGAUAAUAAUGGCUUUGUUGACUACGACUAUGAGGAUCCGACACCCUUAAUGGAUUCCUAUCAUGAUGAUAUGGACUCUGGUUAUCAGGAGCCACAUGAGGUCACCGGCUCACUGAAACGAUCUCCACUACGCACACUGGGAUCGUCGCCCACAGGCAAUGAUAUAUCGAAUAUAGCAUCAACCAAUUACAAUUCGAAUGUGGGACCAAGCCUAUCAUCCAAUCAGGCUGGAAACUCUCUAUCCAUUAGCCGUAAGACAACGCUAUCGCGACGCAUCAGCGAUGCCUCAUCCCAUAAUGGCACAUCAAUGUAAUGCUUAUUAGUCAAAUAGUCUCUUCAUAGUGAGUAUCAAGUUAUGUAAAUUAAACAUGGAUUACUUGACAAACCAAAUGAUAAACUGGAAAAUGCUGCAUUGAGAGAGAAAGUCGAAAAGGCCUGUCGUCCAUAAAUCAAAAGAGAAAAAGAAAAAAAAAUAUAAAGAAAAAUAUAAAAAAAGCUACUCCUACAAUAUGCAGUAUUUAUAAACAAUUUAUAUAUCUAAGGAAACUACAUAUAGAGCUCGCAUGUUGAAUAAGUAUAGAGUUGUGUGCUAAUUCUUAUAACUGCUAAAUACUAAUAUUGAAUCACUAAAUACAUACUAAACAGUAUAUAAGUACAUACUUCAUACGAUACCAUGCCACACGCCAUUUGCAUCUGGGGAGGAUUAACUAUUGUAUACAUAGCAUAUAUUAUAUCAUAUGAUAUUUAAGUAUGGUUAUGGGAACCUUAAAAAAUAAUUGAAUAAAAAUAGUUUUUUUUUUUCCAAA